CGUUUGUUCGUUUUAUAAGCAUCACAUCUCUAGCGACUAGAGCAUGAGGCAGACCUGACUACAUCUCCACAUCACACUUUAUUCACUUGAUUUAUUUGAUUUGUGACUCGUCCGGCUGAAACACUCUGCACCAAGAACACAGGGUGUGUGUGUGUUUGUGUGUGUGUGUGUGUGAUGACCCCGAGAGAUCAGCUGAGGAAGAUGACAGCGUUAGGAGAGCAGGAUGAUAAACACUGGUACAGACUCAUGAACAGCAUGUCAGUCGGAGAACUGAGACAGAGGCAGGAGAUGAUGAUGAGGAACCCGAUGGCUUUGAACCCACAAGUUCUCUCUCAGACACAGCAGAGACUGCAGCUCGAGCCGCGCUUCAUUGACAGGGAGUUGGUUCCUCCCAGUGACAUCGUCUCAUCCUCGGACUCUCGCCCCCUGGCCCCCCCGCUGCCCCCCCACUCCACCGUCCUCACAGGAAGAGCCUUCAGUUCAGCAGGAGGUUAUGGUUUCCUUCCACCUGAAUCCAUGGAAACGGUUGCUAGGCGACAAGAAAUCAUCCACAAACAGAGCAUAGCCAGGAUGGAAAUGAACGCCAUCCUGCAGCAGAAGGAACUGGAGAACCAGCAGAAGACCUUACUGACCAACAUGGAGAACCCUCUGGUGUACCAGCACAUCACACAUCCCAGUCCUGCCGUCUUCAGAGGACGUCAUCGUCUCCACGACAGCCACGAUGUCUUCGACCUCCACGCCAACAGCUUCCUGAUGUCCGGUCCUUACCCACCAAUUAGUACUCUGCAGAGGGAGAGGGGGCGGCGCCCAGGCAGGAGAGCAGCCAAUCAGAGGUUUUCAGACAGCGGCGCUGCGUUUCAGUCGGAGAGGAACCAAACAGGGGAGAAGAACGUGGACGCGAGUCCUGGAGGUGCUUCAGGAGAGGAGAAGGAACCAGAACCAGAGGGAAGAGUGGAGACUGGCAGUGACGCUAAUGCUAAUGCUAAACAUCAGCAGACUAAAGUGGAGCUAACAGGAAGGAAAAGUUACAGAAAUGGAGAACAGAUUAAAGUGUGUGUUAGCGCCCAGACUGGCUGCGCACACACAGACGCCGCUAACAUCAGCGUCGCUAACGGCGACAAGGACAUGGACAAGUUCCUGUUCCCGCCCAUCACGCCACUCUCAGCAUUCUCCUACAUGUUCCCUCUGGGAGGGAACACACUACUGCCCCCUGCACACGCUAACAUGUUCCUGAACGCAGAUGAGAUCUCUGCAGUGGAGGAUCUUCGCAAGUGGACGGUCGAUGAUGUUUACAACUUUAUCAGUAACAUCCCGAGCUGCUCUGAACACGCUCAGACGUUUAAAGAUCACAUGAUCGAUGGGGAAACUUUACCGCUGCUCACAGAGGAUCAUCUGCUGGACACACUGGGGCUAAAACUUGGGCCUGCUCUAAAAAUACGCUCUCAGGUGUUAAGACGGAUGGGCGGAGCUCUCUGCAUGGCUGCCCCACCCCUCACUGCUCCGCUCCUUCAGCCACAGCUGGAGAAACAUGUCGAGAGAUCACGUGAUGUCAUUUCCCCUUUGACCUGCAGCACAGAUUUAACACAGAGCCCCAGUGUGGGCGAGUAUGAGACUUCCAGACCCCCGGCUGGGGACACACCCACCACCAGGAGCGACUCAGCCUGAAGGGGGCACUGUUCAGUCUCCAUUAUACUUAUAAAACAUGUACUUAUACAUGUUUUAUUCGCACUAGUUCACAGUAGCUAGUGAUGAGUCGCUGUUACUCUGUCAGGAAAUAAAUCAGUUUGGGGAUUAGAAUAAAGUUCAAAUUUAUUUUCAAAAGUGAACGUGUCAAAGGUAGCAGGCUGAAAAGAUUCAUAGCUUUCAUAUAUUAAUACUGUCCUAUAUGUCCUUCUGUCUCGUAUCGUGCUGAGGGAGGAUUCAGGUGAGAUGAUAAAAUAGUACUAAGAAUAAUUUAAACAAUAAUAGCUUGAUGAGGGUCGUGUUCUCAUUACGUUUUGUUAAUCUAGGCCAAAGAAAUAGAAUUAGCUGAAGUUCUGUGUUUUUAUACUUUGUACACAAGUUAUUUUAGAUUUAGUUGAGUUUGUAUUUUGAAAUUUGUUUUUACUCUCACUGUUAACGCAUUCUUUUUUGUUUUGCAUUGAAAUAAAGCAAUGUUUCAUAUAUUCUG
Messenger RNA from Ictalurus furcatus (blue catfish), 2170 nucleotides. It is a transcript of the gene samd7, whose product is annotated as sterile alpha motif domain containing 7. The transcript has 10 exons. The record is from RefSeq and is a predicted model, not a curated record. The coding region runs from base 175 to 1665 and encodes 496 amino acids. Gene Ontology annotation, molecular function: protein binding. Lineage: Eukaryota; Metazoa; Chordata; Actinopteri; Siluriformes; Ictaluridae.